Corapipo altera (White-ruffed manakin) is the source of this 1091-nucleotide messenger RNA. It is a transcript of the gene HMGN5, whose product is annotated as high mobility group nucleosome binding domain 5. The transcript has 4 exons. NCBI's taxonomy places the organism in Eukaryota, Metazoa, Chordata, Aves, Passeriformes, Pipridae. The record is from RefSeq and is a predicted model, not a curated record. Gene Ontology annotation, biological process: chromatin organization. Gene Ontology annotation, cellular component: nucleus; chromatin. Gene Ontology annotation, molecular function: nucleosomal DNA binding. The annotation marks the transcript as partial.
AAUGCCCAUAAUUUCAUAAAACCUAGGAUUUCUGUGAGGCUUCACAACAGCGUGUUAUUUUGGGUGGCAGUUCUGAGAAAGCUGUGCUUUACAUGCUCUCUGAAUUUUAGUGACACAUCUUUCUUUGUACAGCCAAAGAGAAGGUCAGCCAGACUAUCCGCUAAACCUGCUCCUCCCAAACCGGAGCCAAAGCCCAAAAAGGCAGCACCUAAGAAAGAAAAAGCAGCAAAUGAUAAAAAGGAGGACAAAAAGGCAGCAACAAAAGGGAAGAAAGGAGCCAAAGGCAAAGAGGAAACUAAACAGGAGGAUGCUAAAGAAGAAAACCACUCUGAAAAUGGAGAUACCAAAACUAACGAGGCACCAGCUGCUGAAGCAUCUGAUGAUAAGGAAGCCAAGUCCGAGUAAUGUUAACCCUGCCCUAUAUCUCCAUCAUUUGGUCUCCGUACCUCCAUGCUGUAUUGUUAACAGAGAGGAAUAUUUUUAUCAACUAUUUUAUAAAUGCAGGUUUUUUUAGCAUGAAUUUAAUUAUGGAACAUCUUCAUCUCGGUUACUUGGGAAUUAAAUCCCUAACAAACAAAACAAAAACAAAACAAAAAAAAAAAAAGUCAUUGUUUUUAAAUUUUGUGAUUGUAAUAGUUUGUAUGGUACAUGGAAAGAAUAAGUGGUGGUAGCUUUUGACUUCUGUCAGUGUGUCCCUUUUUGUGUAAGUCAUGCUUACAGACUUCAGAUUUUAAUUUUUCCCUUGUAUGUGUUGUAUGGUUUCUUAAAGUGGGGAGGUCUCAAAACAAAUAACUGUGUGAAACAUUCCAGUGGUUCUGUGGGUUGCUUUUAUAAAGAAGGUGAGCUAUUUUCAUGAAAAAAAAAAAAAAAAACCUUAAGAGCUGGAAAUCUGUUUUUUCCCAAAUGUAAUUUUAUUUUUUCAGUUUUUAAAAAAAAAAAAAAAAAAAAAAGAAAAAUAAAUAAAUAAAAGUGUAAUCCUGUUUUUAAAUGAAAUACAAACAUUUCUUUUCAAAAAGGGCAGGUUGGUUGUAUGUACCCACUGUUAGGAAUUUUGCUGGAUUUAUCUUAAUAAAAAAGACUCCUCAAAAGCU